AUGAGACAGCCGUGGCUCAAGAUGGGGCUUGUUUGGGGAUGGACGUUGACGUGCGUACUAACGCUCACUGCUCUGCUCGCUGCCAAUAUCCUAUGCUCCGGUCGACCAUUGGAUUUCUUUCGAUGUCUUGCCCCUUGUGCGGCGCGGGAGUACUUUCUUACAUCAGUUGGACCCAUCAAGAGAGUCGACAUCUCCUACGGACCCAACUCUGUCAGCCGUGGCAUUGCCAACAUUACGUUCCGCGAGGCGGAUGGCGCUAGCAAAGCCUUCCAGAAGCUGAAUGGUCUUCUUGUUGACAACCGCCCGAUCAAGAUUGAGAUCGUCGUUGGCGCUUCUCAGGCAGCAAAUGUCAUUCCCCCUGCGAAGAAGACACUUGCUGAGCGCACCACGCAGCCUAAGGCUCAGCCCAAGUCCGCUGCUAACAACAAGCGCAACAACGCGAACGCCGGUAAGGGUGGUCCUGCCGCCGCUGGCACUGGUGGCAAGAAGCCUCGUGCCAAGCGUACCGGCCGUCCUGCGAAGAAGACGGCGGAGGAGCUUGACUCCGAAAUGGCCGACUACUUCGAGUCUGGUGCCAACCCGAAUGAGAACGCUGCUUCCGCCGCUCCGGCUCCGGCCGCCACCAACGGCGACGCUGCUAUGGAGGACGAGAUCAUGUAA
Molecule: messenger RNA, 660 nt
Organism: Colletotrichum orchidophilum
Lineage: Eukaryota; Fungi; Ascomycota; Sordariomycetes; Glomerellales; Glomerellaceae
Product: RNA recognition domain-containing protein
Exons: 4
Coding region: 1-660 (219 amino acids)
Biological process (GO): mRNA export from nucleus
Cellular component (GO): nucleus
Molecular function (GO): mRNA binding
Source: RefSeq, a predicted model, not a curated record